AUGAGUAGCUUUGAGCGCGACAAAUUCAAUGGCCGUCUGGAUUGCAUUGCCGCCCGCGAAGGGCUUUACCACGAUGUGCAACAUGCCACCAACGGCUUGAUGACAGAUUCAACCAUCUCACCCAACACCUCCAAAGUCUCGCAAAAGCUUUCUGAUCAGCUUCCGGAUGUAGCGAAGUACCUCGACGGCUUGCUACACGUCCAGAGGUUUAAGACAUCCGACCCUGCGGCCAAGGACGAGCUGGUGGCCUUCGCAAAUGUCACGAGUGCAGCGCUGAACGAGCUGACAAAGAGCUUGCUGGAGCUCACUCCACAGACAACAGACUGUCUCAAGGCUCAAAGAGACCUCGCCUUCCUCGAUCCCAUCGCAAAGCAUCUACCACACAUCCCAGAAGACGGCUGGCUCCUUCCUUUUUUCAUGCUCUUCAUACCCGUCAUGAUCGGCUUCUGGCUCCCGUACUACAUCUUGUACCGCCAGCAGUUUUCCAGCUGGAAGUCGAUGUUUGCUGGCUGCGUUGUCGCCAUUAUCCCCACUGUCAUAGUGCACGGCGGAUACACCACGUACGCGGGCCGGUUCGUCUACAUCUGCAUUGCGUUCACCAUCGUCAUUACCGAAAUAUGCCAUUGGGGUUGCGGCUGGUACGAGGAGAGCUACCGCAAUCGGCUUGCGACUGAGAAAUACCUCUAUUCUGUCUACAAAGACAUAGAGACUGACGUCUUGGACGGAGUCCUGGACCGGGUUGAGCAAACCGGAAACUCGGACGAAGAAAGCAGCGAUCCCAUUACCACCGAAACGGCGCUGCAGAUUCGACGAGCGUUGGAGAAGUGCAUCCAUGCACAUAUAUGCGCUCCGACGACGGCAAAUGAUGAGAAGCCCGCACCGGAUACCGCCACGCCCCCACCGCGGUUGGUCGACUGCAGUGCAGAGAACGAGAAAGCGGGUUUCAACGGCAUCACUCGAAUCCAGCCCCCACCAGCGCCAGCGUGUUCUGAGAGCCGGACACGCUCUUCGGUUUCACCCUCCCGGAUGGUGUAG
Messenger RNA from Coniosporium apollinis CBS 100218, 1035 nucleotides. RefSeq lists its product as uncharacterized. The record is from RefSeq and is a predicted model, not a curated record. The transcript is spliced from 2 exons. Lineage: Eukaryota; Fungi; Ascomycota; Dothideomycetes. Bases 1 to 1035 code for a protein of 344 amino acids.